Papaver somniferum (opium poppy) is the source of this 771-nucleotide messenger RNA. Its product is annotated as protein DOG1-like 3. The transcript has a single exon. Gene Ontology annotation, molecular function: sequence-specific DNA binding. Gene Ontology annotation, biological process: DNA-templated transcription. Lineage: Eukaryota; Viridiplantae; Streptophyta; Magnoliopsida; Ranunculales; Papaveraceae. The record is from RefSeq and is a predicted model, not a curated record. Bases 1 to 771 code for a protein of 256 amino acids.
AUGGCAAGCUCAUCCGAUCAAGUUCAAUUCGUUGAAUGCUAUCAGAACUGGAUCAUUGAACAGCAACAACUUCUUGAGGAGCUCCUACAAGUGCACAACCAAAACCCAAACGACGAGCAAGAACUUUGUUGUAUCAUCGGAAAACUCAUCAAACACUUUCAAGAGUACACUAAUGGAAGAGCCCAACUUGCAAUAGACAAACCUUCAUCCUUUUUCUUACCUACGUGGUGUACUUCCGUUGAGAAUUCGUGCCUAUGGCUCGGGGGUUGUAGACCCUCGUUAUUGACUCUACUCGUUUACACGCUCUGUGGUUCUCAUGUUGAGUCCCAACACACUGAGUACUUACGAGAAGCGAGAAGAGGCAACAUAGGCGAUUUAUCAGCAGAUCAACUCACUCUUGUUGGUGAGUUACAGUGUAGAACAAUACAAGAAGAAGAGAGGCUUUCAAAAAGGAUGGCUAGUAUACAAGAGAAUAUAGCUGAUUGUCGUCAACUCACUAGGCUUGCUAACAACUCGGAUGAUACUGAGUCCCAUAUUGGGCAAGUGGAACAGUAUUCUUUAGAUUCACAUUCUAAAGAUCUGGCUAGUAUAUUAGUCGACUCAGAUAAGUUGAGGAUGAAUACUUUGAAAGAACUUAUAGGCAUCUUAUCACCUUUACAAGCGGUGGAGUUUCUGAUUGCUGGAAAGCAGCUUCAUCUUUGUAUGAAUCAGUGGGGCCAAAGGAGGCAUCACAUCACGGGGAUGGACGAACAUACUGGAGAAGGCAUAUGA